AUGUUGCGAAGACAACCGACCGAAAUCGUGUUAAAACUGGAGGAAGUUGAUGAGAUGAUAAUGGAAAUCAAGAAGCAGGCUGCUAGUGAAGGUGAGGAAGUAGAAAAAGCCUUAUCACAAACUGCUGUGCGAUCGCGUAUUGGUGCGCCGUCACCUCGAAUCCGAAUGGCGCAAGCGACCGAUGCUGCUACUUCGGGCAGCGACUCCACUUUGCCUUAA
Brugia malayi is the source of this 219-nucleotide messenger RNA. RefSeq lists its product as uncharacterized. The record is from RefSeq and is a predicted model, not a curated record. The transcript has 2 exons. NCBI's taxonomy places the organism in Eukaryota, Metazoa, Nematoda, Chromadorea, Rhabditida, Onchocercidae. The coding region runs from base 1 to 219 and encodes 72 amino acids.